AUGCAUUUGCUUUGUGCCUUUCUUGUACUGCUUUCCUUUGGAGAUGGUUUCCAUCCUAAUUGUCCUAGAAGAUGCAGCUGUGAUUACAAUCAAUCUGUCCGGUGCUAUAAACUGAUAGAAGUGCCUUCAUGGAUGCCUUCCACAAUCAAGAGGCUUUAUAUCAGCCACAGUAAAAUAAAAAACCUCAAGCUAUCUAAUAUCACCAAAACACGGGCUCUGGAAGAAUUUAUUCUGUUGGCCAGUGGUACAGAGUCCAUUGAAAAUGACACCUUCAAAACUUUGAGGUCACUGAAGACUUUGGAAUUGUGGAAAAAUAAAUUAAGACGAAUCCCUACUGUCCUUCCAAACAGCCUUGAAGUGUUGAAACUCAAUGAUAAUUUGAUAAAUGUUUUGCAUGAAUCAGAUUUUAAAGGAUUGAAAAAAUUACAAGUACUUGAGCUGCAAAACAAUAUGCUGUCCACUCUCUCCCUCAACACACUAGCCUCCCUUGUUAAUUUACAGAAUUUGGUGUUAGAUGGCAACAAUGUGGAAUCUCUGAUUGGUCCCUUUAAACUUCCUCACUUAAAACAUCUGAGUAUGGAAAAUAACAAACUACAUUUCUUACCAGAGAGUUUCUUUUCAUCUCUUCAGUCUUUGCAAUUUCUUAGUUUAAGUGGCAACUCACUGACUAAAAUCCCUAAUGACUUGCCAAAGUCUCUGCUUUGUUUAAAGCUGGAGAGAAACCAGCUACAAGAAAUAAGAUUUCGAGAUAUAAAACAUCUGGAGAAUCUUUCUCGUCUGUUCCUUUCUACCAAUUCACUUUCUUCUAUUGAAGGAGCCCAUUUCCUUCCUAAUUUAACAAUAUUAGAGAUAUCUCAAAAUCAACUACAGACACUGCCCUUCCGAUUGCCAACAAGGCUACAGAAACUUGAUUGUAGUAAUAAUCUGAUUCAGAGAGUAAGGCUCCAAGACUUCCAGAACCUGAGAGACCUGAAACAUUUAUUUCUAGACAACAACAUGGUCAGCUUAUUUGAGGUGGGAGCUCUUCAAAGAUGUGUUCAGCUUUCUAACCUGGCCCUGGAGCAGAACCUUCUGCUGUCAAUACCUCUCAAGCUUCCAGACACUUUAGCCAGACUAGAUCUAAAAGGAAAUGCCAUAAAAGAUAUUGGUGAGCAAGAGUUAAAAGAUCUGAAGCAGCUACAGGUUCUGAAUCUUCGAAACAACAAGAUAUCUGCAUUGAAUCUCAAAGUCCUGGAAGGUUUACCUCGGCUGAGACACCUCUAUCUGGAUGGAAACCCUUGGAACUGUACUUGUAACCUUCUCAGGGCUAGGCAGGUCCUGAUGGCCAAGGGAACUGAUGUGAGAGGAGGGCAAUGUGCAGCCCCAGCAGAAAGAAGAGGAGAAAGCUGGAUGUCAUCAAAGAAUAUCAUGAGACACUGUGAGGGCCAUUCCUAUCUAACUGAGAAAAGCAAAGAGAUCAGAAAGAAACCAAAAUAUGAGGACCACUCUAGCAUUAUGAACAUGGAUGAUGACUAUUAUGAUUAUGAAAUAGAUUAAAUGUGAGACCAAAAUGUUUUUUAAAUUUUUUUAUGCUCUCAUUUUUGCUAGGACAGAUUACCACAAAACAGAAGUGGAUAGCAUCACACACCCCAUUAUGUAUUUUGUUGUAUGAGGGUAUUUUCU
This is a messenger RNA of Antechinus flavipes (yellow-footed antechinus), 1662 nucleotides long. RefSeq names its product nephrocan-like. The coding region runs from base 1 to 1536 and encodes 511 amino acids. Lineage: Eukaryota; Metazoa; Chordata; Mammalia; Dasyuromorphia; Dasyuridae. The transcript is spliced from 3 exons. Gene Ontology annotation, molecular function: protein binding. The record is from RefSeq and is a predicted model, not a curated record.